Messenger RNA from Caenorhabditis auriculariae, 1191 nucleotides. The record is from the annotation of a GenBank genome assembly. NCBI's taxonomy places the organism in Eukaryota, Metazoa, Nematoda, Chromadorea, Rhabditida, Rhabditidae.
AUGGGUGACGCUGAGAAGGCAGCGGAAAUUCGCGAGAAGAAGAUCCGCAAUGUGAUGCGCGAGCUUAAGAUCCAGAAGCUCUGCCUCAACAUCUGCGUUGGAGAAUCUGGUGACAGACUGACUCGUGCCGCUAAGGUUAGUGUUUAUGUUUCAUCUUUAUGAGAUUUUUUUCUGGAAGUAAUGUUUUGAAAAAAUUUUAUAAGCGCUAUUUUCAAAUACACUUUUUCAAGGAAACUAUUAAUUUUCAUUCACAGGUGCUGGAGCAACUCACUGGUCAGACCCCAGUGUUCUCGAAGGCCCGCUACACUGUCCGUUCUUUCGGAAUCCGCAGAAACGAAAAGAUUGCCGUUCACUGCACCGUCCGUGGACCCAAGGCCGAGGAGAUCCUUGAGAAGGGCCUCAAGGUCAAGGAAUACGAACUCUACAAGGAGAACUUCUCCGCCACCGGCAACUUCGGUUUCGGUAUUCAGGUUGGUGAAAUUUGAAUAUGAAGUUUAAGAGAAAGAGGAAAAACUCAGUGGUAAACCGAGUUGUGUAUUUUUUCGGAAAUUGUUAUUCUGCAAGCAAAGAUACUGUCAAAAUUUUAUUAAAACCCUCAUCAAAGUCGAGAAAAAUAGAAAAUAACCAUUUAUAGGAAGUAGUAUGUUGGCUGGUAAAAAUUGAGCGUUACUGUUAAUACUUUUUUCAUGAAAAAGUCCUAUAACACAAAUAAAUUCAGUCACCGUUUUUAAAAAUAAAAUUCCCGCUUUCGAUCAUGAUGAAAUCAAAGCUCAUUUCCAACCGGCCAAUUUAGUAUAAGAUAACUUUUCAGAAUAAAUAGUUCUCAAAAAGUCGACAAGCCUUCUAAAGCCACCAAAGAAUAAAAAAAUACCUUUUCAGGAACACAUCGAUCUCGGAAUCAAGUACGAUCCCUCGAUCGGUAUCUACGGAAUGGACUUCUACGUUGUUUUGGAUCGCGCUGGACGCCGUGUCGCCAAGAGAAGACGUGCCCCAGGACGCGUCGGACCUUCGCACCGUGUCUACCGCGACGAAGCCGUCAAAUGGUUCCAGCACAAGGUAUUUUUCUUUUCGUAAUCAUUUCAGUUUCUAACUUAUUUCAUUUUUCUGCUGUUCACUCUAAUUUUUCAGUACGACGGUAUUAUCCUCCCUCCCAAGCCCAAGGUCAAGCGCACCGUCCACCGUCGCCGUUAA